Kalmanozyma brasiliensis GHG001 is the source of this 2214-nucleotide messenger RNA. RefSeq names its product AMP-dependent synthetase/ligase. The record is from RefSeq and is a predicted model, not a curated record. Gene Ontology annotation, cellular component: cytosol. The coding region runs from base 1 to 2214 and encodes 737 amino acids. Gene Ontology annotation, molecular function: acetoacetate-CoA ligase activity. NCBI's taxonomy places the organism in Eukaryota, Fungi, Basidiomycota, Ustilaginomycetes, Ustilaginales. The transcript has a single exon.
AUGACGACGCCAACCGCGACCACCGCUCAGCCCCUGGUCUGGUCCCCCACCCCGGACGAGAUCCAACAGACCUCGCUCGACAAGUUUCGCCGUCUCGUCAACGCCCGCUUCCAGCUCAACCUCACCACCUACCACGAGCUGCACGACUUCUCCAUCAGCCGCCUCGAAGACUUUUGGGCCACCGUAUGGGACUUUGCAGGAAUCAGAGCCUCGGCUCGAUUCGACAAGGUGCUGUCCGACCCGAAUGCUCUGCCCGGUGACCUGCCGACGUGGUUUCCGGGUGCCUCGUUCAGCAUGGCGCAGAACAUCCUCUUCCCGCUGCAUCCAGCCAACACGACCUUUUGCUCGCCGAAAGCGCCGUACCACUGGCCACCUGCUCAGGCGGUGGCGCUGAUCGAGGUGCCAGAGGGUGGAGGACUCGCUGAUUCCGAUGCCAAUGCGCAGGCCGUCAAAGUGACGUGGGGAGAGUUGAGGCGGCGAGUGGCGCUUCUUGCGGAGACCUUUAGACGCAUUGGAGUUAAGAAGGGUGACCGACUGGCACACGUGUCCGCCAACACGACCUCGCCGGUCGUCGCAACGCUCGCAGCCAACAGCGUGGGCGCCAUCUACUCGCUUAUCGCUACAGACGCCGGACCGCAAGCCAUCUACGGCCGCCUCGCGCAGAUCCGCCCCAAGCUGCUGUUCACCGACGACGCGGUGGUAUACAACGGCAAGCAGGUCGACAUCCUCCCGCGCGUCGCGGAUGUCGCAGAACGCCUCCUGGCGGACGACAAGAUCGAUUCGCCGCUCCAAUUCCAGGUCGUCAUCAUCCGCAACGCUCGUCUGCCCUCCGUCUCUCCGGCAUGGUCUUCGAGCAAGGUGCGCGGGCUGGAGAUGGACGCAUUCAUCCGCCAGACCGGGCUGCAGCCGACCGAUUCGCCCGCGCACAAAUUCGAGCAGCUCGAAGCGCAGCAUCCCGUCCAAAUCUUUUUCUCCAGUGGAACCACCGGCGAGCCCAAAUGCAUCAUCCACACGCAAUGCAUGCUGCUCAACAUGAAGAAGGAGGCGCUGCUCAUGUUGGAUUUGAAGCCCAGUGAUAGGUUCCUGCAGAUUACCUCGUGUGGGUGGAUCAUGUGGGUGUAUCACCUCGUGGCCUUGUCGAUGGGCAGCACGGCUGUUCUCUACGAUGGGUCACCCAUGUUCCCCAAUCCAGGACACGUUGUGAAGGUCGUCUCGCACCUGCAGUGUUCCGGGUACGGUGCCAGUCCGCGCUUCCUUAGCGAGCUCGAAAAGUGGUCCUCCGAAACCAACUUCAGCAUCGGCAAGCAAUUGGACCUGGCCAAGUUCCGCAUGAUGACGAGCACAGGUUCGCCACUGUCGCCCAAGAACGUCGACUUCUUCUACCGCAGCUUCCCGAACCGCGCCCACUUGUGCAGCAUCUCGGGCGGCACAGAUAUGGCGGGUGUGCUGGUGGGCCCGAGCAAGCUCUUGCCUCUGUACGGCAACUUUAUCCAGUGCAAGAUGCUUGGCUUCGACAUUCAGGUGUGGGACGCCGAGUCCGGCGAGCGAAUCGACGACAGUGGUCGACCAGGCGAACUCAUCGUCGCCAAACCCUUUCCCACUCAGCCCACGGGCUUCUUUGGUCCGCCCGAACAGAAGCAGGCGCUGUACGAAAAGUAUCAGGAUUCGUACUACAGUCGCUUCCCCGGCCGCAAGGUGUGGGCGCAAGGCGAUUUCAUCUACCAAGACCCGGCGACCAAGGGGCUCGAGAUCCUCGGUCGCUCCGACGGCGUUCUCAACCCGUCCGGUGUUCGCUUCGGCAGCAGCGAGAUCUACAGCGUCGUGGAGAAGUUCGAGUUUGUUGGCGACUCGAUCGUUGUUGGUCAACGCCGACCGGGUGUUGACGAGCACGAACGUGUGCUGCUGUUCAUCAAGAUGCGCGAUCCGUCUGUCAAGCUGGCUGCGAGCCACGUGGAUCAGUUGAAUAAGGCCAUCAAGACGGCCUACUCGGCAAGACACGUGCCGGAACACACGUUCCAGGUGCAGGACAUUCCCGUGACGCUCAAUGGCAAGAAGACCGAGCUGGCAGUCAAGGCGGUCGUCAACGGGCAGAAGGACUUCAAGCCUUCCAGUGCCACGGCCAACCCUCAGAGUUUGCAAGAAUAUGCACAUUAUGCAGAGCUCGAGAAGGUCGUCGCCAACCGAGCGAAGACUGCUAGAGGGGCCAAGCUGUAG